UUAAAGGUGGCGGAUGCGGUGUACAGAACUGGUGCAGACUGGUUGACUCUGCCGCUGUGCGCUCUGCACUGACUGUACCAUAAUAAUGAGAGGAGCCGGGAUACUUAUAUAAAGCACUGCCGGGUGAAUUAUUAGUAAAUUGACCUUUCGUACAGUUGCCUAACGUUACCUGCUAGAACACGACAGUAUCAUCAGCCUUCGCAUGGAAGUGUUGUUUGUGUUUGACGUUAAUCUGCACAGAAUUGAGAAGAUACGACAAGACACCGGUUUGCGUUCAUAGGAAAUAUUCUUGUUCGGUCCUAUAAAUAACGUUCCGCUCGUACUUUAUGCAUUAUUCGUAAGUAAAGCCGUGUCAUACAAAUAUCAUGACCCUCACCCUUUAACUAGCCGGUAUCGGAACACAAUGACAUGGACGCAGCUACAAAUGACGUCUCCCACGCGAGUAGACUGCUUCUUUUCUACAACAGUGUUCACAUUACUGCAAAGGCAACUGGAUGAAAUGUGUAAUUAAUAUCGGAAUUUCUGAAAUGCCAGUGUGGAUGACGUUUAUAUGAGACAGUAAGAAUGUUUACCCUCACAGAAGUUGCCUCCCUAAAUGACAUCCAGCCAACCUAUCGAAUACUGAAACCAUGGUGGGACGUCUUCAUGGAUUACCUGGGUGUGGUCAUGCUUAUGCUGGCCAUAUUUGCCGGGACCAUGCAGUUAACCAAAGAUCAGGUAGUUUGCCUUCCUGUACUGGAAUCGUGGGAGGACCCCAAUUCCAUGUCACAGGAAAAGCCACCAGAGAAAGCCUUAGGCUCAGGGACAGGAGGCGACCAUAUGACAUUGGCAGCUGCCCCUUUGGCAAGCAAAGAACAAACCGACAGUGUUGUCCAGCAGAAACAUCUCCCACAAUCCUCUGCUGUCGGUCAUACUAAGCCUACAGGUCUUCGAACAAACCUGGAUUUUCAGCAGUACGUGUUUGUUAAUCAGAUGUGCUACCAUGUUGCCCUCCCAUGGUAUUCAAAGUACUUUCCAUAUCUCGCCCUCAUACACACUAUUGUACUUAUGGUAAGCAGUAACUUUUGGUUCAAGUAUCCAAAGACUAGUUCCAAAAUUGAGCAUUUUGUGUCUAUUUUGGGUAAGUGUUUUGAGUCCCCUUGGACUACCAAGGCAUUGUCAGAGACAGCCUGUGAGGACUCUGAAGAGAAUAAGCAAAGACUUACUGGAGCCUCUACAUUACCAAAACAUUUUUCCACCAGUAGUGAAGAGGGAAGUCCGAAUCAGUCGACACCCAUGCUCGGAAAAUCUGGUAUUAAGUUUUCUGCAGAGAAACCAGUCAUUGAAGUUCCAAGCAUGACUAUACUCGAUAAAAAAGAUGGAGAGCAGGCUAAAGCCCUUUUCGAGAAAGUAAGGAAGUUUCGAACACAUGUAGAGGACAGUGACUUGAUAUACAAACUGUAUGUAGCUCAGACUAUAAUAAAAACUGUCAAAUUUAUUUUGAUCCUAUGUUACACAAUGACGUUUGUCACAUCCAUUCAUUUUGACCAUGACUGUGAGCCAGACAUUAAACAUUUAACUGGCUACACCAAAUUCAAAUGUACCCAUAACAUGGCUCACAUGUUGAAAAAGCUCCUUGUUAGUUACAUUGUCCUCAUUUUCGUUUAUGGCUUGGUUUGCAUUUAUACACUGUUUUGGCUGUUUAGACGGCCUCUUAAGGAGUACUCCUUUGAGAAAGUUAGAGAGGAAAGCAGUUUUAGCGAUAUUCCAGAUGUAAAGAAUGACUUUGCUUUCCUCCUUCACAUGGUGGACCAGUAUGACCAGUUAUACUCAAAGCGAUUUGGUGUCUUUCUCUCAGAGGUAAGCGAGAACAAACUUCGGCAAAUCAGUUUAAACCACGAGUGGACAUUUGAGAAACUACGGCAACACGUGACUCGCAAUGCACAGGAUAAACUUGAGCUGCAUCUUUUCAUGCUCUCAGGUGUGCCUGAUGCAGUCUUCGACCUCACCGAUUUAGACGUCUUAAAACUAGAGCUAAUUCCUGAGGCACGGAUCACAGCAAAAAUUUCCCAGAUGGUCAACCUCCACGAGUUGCACUUUUACCACUGCCCCGCCAAAGUCGAACAGACUGCAUUUAGUUUUCUCCGUGAUCACCUACGGUGCCUUCAUGUUAAGUUUACAGAUGUAGCGGAGAUUCCCACCUGGGUUUACAUGCUAAAGAACUUGAAAGAACUAUACUUGGUGGGAAACCUGAACUCUGAGAACAACAAAAUGAUAGGAUUAGAGUCCCUCAGGGACCUGAGGCAUCUCAAGAUUCUACAUCUGAAGAGCAACCUCACCAAGAUUCCAACUAACAUCACAGACUUAUCACCCCAUCUGAUCAAACUUGUGGUACACAAUGAUGGUACUAAACUUGUGGUAUUAAACAUCUUGAAAAAGAUGAUGAACCUUGCUGAGCUUGAGCUGCAUAAUUGUGAACUGGAGAGGAUACCACAUGCGAUAUUCAGUUUGACCAACCUGCAGGAGUUGGACUUGAAAUCCAACAACAUUCGUACCAUUGAGGAGGUUAUCAGCUUUCAGCACCUCAAACGACUUAACUGCCUUAAACUAUGGCACAAUAAGAUUAUUGCCAUUCCGUUGUCCAUAAAUCAUGUCAAAAACCUUGAGUUUCUCUAUCUUUCACAUAACAAACUAGAGACCUUACCAACCACUCUGUUUAAUCUCCUCAAGCUGAGAUACCUGGAUGUAAGUCAUAACUCCAUUGUAGUGAUCCCUCCAGAUGUGGGCUUUCUUCAGAACCUUCAGCAUUUUGCUAUCACCGGAAACAAGGUGGACGUGGCGCCCAAGCAGCUGUUCAAAUGCACAAAGUUGCGUAAUCUGUCCCUCGGGCACAACUGCAUCUCUUUGCUGCCAGAGAAAAUUGGGCAGUUGUCACAGCUAACUCAUCUUGAGCUAAAAGGGAACUGCCUGGAUCGUCUGCCUGCACAACUUGGCCAAUGCCGGCUCUUGCGCCGAAGCGGCCUCAUUGUGGAGGACCACCUUUUUGAUUCACUUCCCCUAGAGGUCAAAGAGAGCAUCAGCCAGGAAACCAAUGCUACACUUGCAAACGGAGUGUGAUUGUAGGAUAGAAGAAAAUUAUUUAUUGGUUGUACUGCAAACAGUUAAAGGAAAGGGGAAAGUCACUGGGUGCUUCUCAAAAUGUAAAUUUCUGCUUCCUUGUUUUCUCACUCCACUAUUUUCAGCCUAUGACCUGGAAAUUAGGAUGCAAGUACAGGAAACUAGGAAGCACAAUUUGUGAAAUGAGAAGCAUUCAUUUAUUUUGUAGCUUUUUAUAUCCAGAACAAUUGGUCUAAACAUUUGGUUCAGUAUGAAAAGUUUUUUUUUAUCAGUCUCUGAACAGACAAAGCCCACAACAAAUUUCCAUUAAGCAAUAUGAAACUAGUGGAAUGUAACUAUGCUUAUGCAUAGAAAGAGAAAUAUCUGAAGGGUGUUUCAGUACUUUUCAAAUGUUUAGAAUUAUUAUGUCUGUCUUCAUGGUUAAAUUUUUUUUGUUAAGGUCUUUGCUUUGUUACAAUCAGAUUUUACUGUUACCAUUUCUGUUAAUUAAGCUGUCAGCUGUAAGCACAGUCUGCAUCACAUUGUAUGUUGUGGUUCAGUAAAAGACUGUAUGUAUUUUUUUGGAAGAGCUCAGAACAACUGACAUUUAUAACUCUUGGACAAAAGUGUUAAAAGAAAAAGUGAAAUACGAGUACUACCUGGUCAGCUUGCUAGAAUAAAACUUGUCUGGUUUUAGUGAAGUAUAGAAUGAAACCUCAAUGUUCACAUUUAGAACAGACUCCACAUAUCCAUCUUGAGGCUGAAUCAAACUCAAGCGUAUUUACAGCACAAUUUAGUUCUGGCCUGUUCCAUCUUUUGUGAAAAAUACUUUCCAGAGUUUUGCACAUUUAUGUUAACUCAGUAUCUUUAACUGAUGAUAGUGUCAUAAUGUUCCCCAUGCUUUUGCAGCAACAUCUAAUAAGCACAGCUAAAAUAAUACGGUGCAUUGCACAUUAGUGUCAAUACAUGAACAUGUUACCACUAACAUUUUUCAUUUGGUUACAAAAGUAAUACAAAAGUGACCAUGCUAUGAUGGAACAGGCCUUCUAAUGUGCAUACAAUGCAUGGUCCUUGCUGCUCACAAAAUAUAUUCUGAUGUCAUAUCUAUGACUACCAUCUGCUUUCAGAAACAGUUACCUGGUACUGACAAGUAAUGUUAUGUGUAUGUCACUGUUAGCACAACAUACUGUGCAUUGUGCAUGCUCAUGACUUAAAAACCCUAACCUAAACCUCAGUGGUUCUUUUUUAUUUCUCUAUGAACAAGAGUCACUAAUGUGUGAAAAAAAUUAUUCAGCUUUAUGGGUAAAACUGUAAUUGUGUCCUUCGUAUUUAUCAAAUGGCUUACUUGCUUUUCUGAAAUGCUGUUGGAUUGAAAGCUUGUAUCUCCAAAACUAACACUUUACAGAAAAUGAAAAAACCCCACUAUUUUCCCAAUAAACACUGUGUUGUCAAAGUUGACAAUCUCUUUUUAAAACUUCUUAUUGGUCAAUAUUAACAACAUCCAAAGACAAACAUGAAGGUGGACCAAUAGUAUGAUUUAUGAAAAAAUCUCGAAACUAUACUAAAUAGUAAAUGACGAGGCACCUGUCUGCUUCCUAUGCAGACGUGGAACUUAAUUAAUUUAAUUAAUUUGGAUAAUGUCGGUUGCUGUUGUUUUCUUUUGUUGAAAUUAAUAUGAUUUCAUGACAAACCAAGAGAAUAUGAACCUUUUUGUUCUUACCACAUUUCACAUAAGUUGUCUAGCCAUUUUGUGGAAUCACUGUAGCCACACUCAGCUACAUUCAUGCUUCUGAAAUGGUGCAGGGUCUAAUCUGUAAUUGAUAUCGUUGUGACCCUUCAAGAAUCAUCAGAUUUGAGGUAUUACCAGGCUUUAAAAUCAUUCAUGUUUAAAACAUGUGUGACUAACAAAUAAUUUUAAAAUAUUGAUUUAGAUGACUUUUAUUGUGAUUCCGGUGAUUUACAUUAAAAUACUAUGUUUGGGAAACAUGAAGGAAUUACAGACAAAUCAUGAUUUGUUUGAAAAUCUGUUUUAUUUAUGUAGAAUUUAUUAAUUUUCUAUAGCCUAGUGUAACUAUAAUAAAUCUAUUGAUUCGACCCAAAUUAAAUGAUGUGUACUUUGAGGUUCAUGAAACACUUAAGGUCAUUCCAACUGAUAUUUUGGAAUAGUGACAAAUGUUCAUGUUUUCUUUUUCAGCAACUUUAAGGUUUAAUUCUCUUUGACCUUGAAUGUAGCCUAAUGCAUCCCUUGCUGUUUUAGCCUUUCCCUUUUUGAUGGAAAGGAGAAUGAAGUAAGCCUGCUUUGCUCCAAAUCGUAUGUUUUAAAAAUGUUUGAC
This is a messenger RNA of Triplophysa dalaica, 5408 nucleotides long. It is a transcript of the gene lrrc8db, whose product is annotated as leucine rich repeat containing 8 VRAC subunit Db. Bases 565 to 3096 code for a protein of 843 amino acids. Gene Ontology annotation, molecular function: protein binding. The transcript is spliced from 2 exons. The record is from RefSeq and is a predicted model, not a curated record. Lineage: Eukaryota; Metazoa; Chordata; Actinopteri; Cypriniformes; Nemacheilidae.